AUGAGACUACUCAAGAAGGGCGGGGAUCUCUCUUUCAUGGCAUUGUUUGCCCCUUCUCUCUUCCUUCUUCAAACAACUUCCCCAAACUUUCUCCUCAUGUUGGGCUAGAUGUGGAGACAUCAAGGUAGACCUACAUUGGUAGACUCCACCGGAUCCCCUGAUGUGUAGAAGGGUUCUGAAGAUCUAACCAGCUUAGGAAGUACUUUCAGGUGACAUUUCAUGAUGUUAAUCUUGGAUGAGUUCCGAAAAUGUCUCCUGAGUAUGUCAAGAGAUACAGAAAUUUGAUCCAUCUAUUUUACUCUACGAAGUCAUAAUUUAUUACUGGUGAUACUGACUGUCAUAAGCGUCAGAAGGGAAUUCGUGUUGCAUGGAUAAGUCCUCCAAGCACGUUUAGAGAUUUCAUUCCUGCUAGAAAUUCACUCUUAAAAAAAAAUAAAAAUCUGAUGAGGAAUUUAUCUCUAUCCGAUAGCUCUAAGUAUUGAAUUCUUCUAAGAAUUUAUUGGAUCAAAGUACCAUUGGAUUUUAUAUGUGGAUAAUAAGUUAUGCCUGGGAUAUGUAUAACGGAAUGACGGAUGAAAAUGCAUUCAUUUCUCGGAUUUUUCUUAACGUUGCUGAUAGUAUCUGUCAGUCGCGCAACAGAACAGCUUUCAGAUUUGCCACUACCUUGCAGAACCACGUCAAGCGAAAUACAAAGAGACAGACUAUGGCUUGUGGCACAAGCUCUGAACACUACUGCAGUCGAUGUGAGAUGGCACUCUCAACCUCCUGUCACCUACAUCGACCUAUCCUGCACCAAGGUGGAGGACAACAAAGUAGUAUACAAGAACAGAGAAGAAGGAAAAGGUCACACUAUUCUUGGCGGGUUACUAGAGGGCGCACUUUAUCACAUUAUCAUCAGAUCGAGAGAUAGCAUAGGAAAAGUGUCUUCAGUAUCUGUUAUCGUAAGCACAGAAUGCUCAGACAAUGUAUUUUAUGCUGGGAGAAAACUCCAGCAAAGUGUGGCUGAAACUACUGGAGAAUCGACAACUUUAGAGGAAACUACAUUGUAUAUGUAUGUUGAAACCACUACAGGUAGUGAAACAACACAAAGAACUAGCUCAAUAUCAGUGCAGAAUUCUGAGACAACCGCAGCUGAAACAACUAUUGUAGAUGAGACUGUUGAAGACGGUCAGUUGGCAACUUCAGAGACUGUAACCCAAUUAGAAACAACUCUAUCUGCAAAUGUUACUAGUAGUGUCGUAUUUGAAACCAAAUCUAGUGUUAGUACAUUGCAAGAAACAACUGAGUCAGUUACUAGUGAACCUCUGACCUUUGAAGGAACAUCAAAUGCAAUUUCAACUUCAGGAUUGACAAUACCCAGGUUUAGUACUGAAGCAGAAAGAACAGACUCAGCAACAAGUGAAUCAUUGACCUCUGAUGUAACAUCAAGUGCUAUUUCUACAUCAGGAUCGACAACUUCUAGUCUUAGUACUCGAGCAGAAACAACUGAGGUUGCAACGAGUGAAUCAUUGACACUUGAAGUUACAUCAAAGGCAAUUCCAACUUCAGGAUUCACAACUCCCAUUGUGGGCACUGUAGCAGAAACAACUGAGUCAGCUACAAGUGAAUCAUUGACAUCUGAAGUAACAUCAAAGGCUAUAUCUACAUCAGAAACCAUAAUUUCUAGUCUUAGUACCCAAGCAGAAACAACUGAGUCAGCAACAAGCGAAUUGUUGUCAUCUGGUGUAACAUCAAGUGCUAUUCCUUCAUCAGGAACUAUAACUUCUGGUCUCAGUACUCAAGCAGAAACAACUGAGGUUGCAACAAGUGAAUCACUGACCUCUGAUGUAACAUCAAAUGCUAUUUCUACAUCACAAUCCACUAAUCCUGGCGUGAGUACAGAAGGAGAAACAAUUGAGUCAACAACAAGUGAAUAUCUUGCAUCUGAUGUAACAUCAAAUGCUAUUUCAACUUCGGGAUCCACUACUCCUAGUGUGAGUACUGCAGGAGGAACAACUGAGUUAGCUACAAGUGAAUCAUUGACUGCUGAAGUAACAUCAAAGGCUAUUCCUUCAUCAAGAACUAUAACUUCUGGUCUCAGUACUCAAGCAGAAACAACUGAGGUUGCAACAAGUGAAUCACUGACCUCUGAUGUAACAUCAAAUGCUAUUUCUUCAUCAGGAACUAUAACGUCUGGUCUUAGUACUCAAGCAGAAACAACUGAGUCAGCAACAAGUGAAUCUCUUACAUCUGAUGUAACAUCAAACACUAUUUCUUCAUCAGGAACUAUAACUUCUGGUCUUAGUACGCAAGCAGAAACAACUGAGUCAGCAACAAGUGAAUCUCUUACAUCUGAUGUAACAUCAAACACUAUUUCUUCAUCAGGAACUAUAACAUCUGGUCUUAGUACGCAAGCAGAAACAACUGAGUCAGCUACAAGUGAAUCUCUUACAUCUGAUGUAACAUCAAAUGCUAUUUCAACUUCGGGAACUAUAACUUCUGGUCUUAGUACGCAAGCAGAAACAACUGAGUCAGCAACAAGUGAAACUUUUAGUACUGAAGUAACAUUAAAGCCAAUUUCAACUUCUGGAUUCACAACAUCAGGCACUGGAGCAGAAACAACCGAGUUAGCUACAAGUGAAUCAUUGACUUCUGAUGUAACAUCAAACACUAUUUCUUCAUCAGGAACUAUAACUUCUGGUCUUAGUACGCAAGCAGAAACAACUGAGUCAGCAACAAGUGAAUCUCUUACAUCUGAUGUAACAUCAAACACUAUUUCUUCAUCAGGAACUAUAACAUCUGGUCUUAGUACGCAAGCAGAAACAACUGAGUCAGCAACAAGUGAAUCUCUUACAUCUGAUGUAACAUCAAAUGCUAUUUCAACUUCGGGAACUAUAACUUCUGGUCUUAGUACGCAAGCAGAAACAACUGAGUCAGCAACAAGUGAAUCUCUUACUACUGAAGUAACAUUAAAGCCAAUUUCAACUUCUGGAUUCACAACAUCAGGCACUGGAGCAGAAACAACCGAGUUAGCUACAAGUGAAUCAUUGACUUCUGAUGUAACAUCAAACAUUAUUUCUUCAUCAGGAACUAUAGCUUCUGGUCUUAGUACUCAAGCAGAAACAACUGAGUCAGCAAAAGGUGAAUCACUGACCUCUGAUGUAACAUCAAAUGCUCUUUCUACACCACAAUCCACUAAUCCUAGUGUGAGUACAGAAGGAGAAACAACUGAGUCAGUAACAAGUGAGUCUCUUACAUCUGAUGUAACAUCAAAUGCUAUUUCAACUUCGGGAUCCACUACUCCCAGUGUGAGUACUGCAGGAGGAACAACUGAGUCAGCAGCAAGUGAAACUUUUAGUACUGAAGUAACAUUAAAGCCAAUUUCAACUUCUGGAUUCACAACAUCAGGCACUGGAGCAGAAACAACCGAGUUAGCUACAAGUGAAUCAUUGACUUCUGAUGUAACAUCAAACACUAUUUCUUCAUCAGGAACUAUAGCUUCUGGUCUUAGUACUCAAGCAGAAACAACUGAGUCAGCAAAAGGUGAAUCACUGACCUCUGAUGUAACAUCAAAUGCUCUUUCUACACCACAAUCCACUAAUCCUAGUGUGAGUACAGAAGGAGAAACAACUGAGUCAGUAACAAGUGAGUCUCUUACAUCUGAUGUAACAUCAAAUGCUAUUUCAACUUCGGGAUCCACUAUUCCUAGUGUGAGUACUGCAGGAGGAACAACUGAGUCAGCAAGUAAAUCUUUUAGUACUGAAGUAAUAUCAAAGUCAUUUUCAACUUCUGGAUUCACAACAUCGAGCACUGGAGCAGAAACAACCGAUUUAGCUUCAAGUGAAACAUUGACUACUGAAGUAACAUCAAAGGCUCUUUCUACAUCAGGAUUGACAACAUCUAGUCGCAGUACACGAGCAGAAACAACUGAGGUUGCAAUAAGUGAAUAUCAGACACCUGAAGUAACAUCAAAGACCAUUUCUACAUCAGGAUUGACAACUUCUAGUCUUAGUACUCAAGCAGAAACAACUGGGUUUGCAACAAGUGAAUCACUGACAUCUGAUGUAACAUCAAACGCUAUUUCUUCAUCAGGAACUAUAACGUCUGGUCUUAGUACUCAAGCAGAAACAACUGAGUCAGCAACAAGUGAAUCUCUUACAUCUGAUGUAACAUCAAACACUAUUUCUUCAUCAGGAACUAUAACUUCUGGUCUUAGUACGCAAGCAGAAACAACUGAGUCAGCAACAAGUGAAUCUCUUACAUCUGAUGUAACAUCAAAUGCUAUUUCAACUUCGGGAUCCACUACUCCCAGUGUGAGUACUGCAGGAGGAACAACUGAGUCAGCAGCAAGUGAAACUUUUAGUACUGAAGUGACAUCAAAGUCAAUUUCAACUUCUGGAUUCACAACAUCAAGCACUGGAGCAGAAACAACCGAGUUAGCUACAAGUGAAUCAUUGACUUCUGAUGUAACAUCAAACAUUAUUUCUUCAUCAGGAACUAUAGCUUCUGGUCUUAGUACUCAAGCAGAAACAACUGAGUCAGCAACAAGUGAAUCACUGACCUCUGAUGUAACAUCAAAUGCUCUUUCUACACCACAAUCCACUAAUCCUAGUGUGAGUACAGAAGGAGAAACAACUGAGUCAGUAACAAGUGAGUCUCUUACAUCUGAUGUAACAUCAAAUGCUAUUUCAACUUCGGGAUCCACUAUUCCUAGUGUGAGUACUGCAGGAGGAACAACUGAGUCAGCAAGUAAAUCUUUUAGUACUGAAGUAAUAUCAAAGUCAUUUUCAACUUCUGGAUUCACAACAUCGAGCACUGGAGCAGAAACAACCGAUUUAGCUUCAAGUGAAACAUUGACUACUGAAGUAACAUCAAAGGCUCUUUCUACAUCAGGAUUGACAACAUCUAGUCGCAGUACACGAGCAGAAACAACUGAGGUUGCAAUAAGUGAAUAUCUGACACCUGAAGUAACAUCAAAGGCCAUUUCUACAUCAGGAUUGACAACUUCUAGUCUUAGUACUCAAGCAGAAACAACUGGGUUUGCAACAAGUGAAUCACUGACAUCUGAUGUAACAUCAAACGCUAUUUCUUCAUCAGGAACUAUAACGUCUGGUCUUAGUACUCAAGCAGAAACAACUGAGUCAGCAACAAGUGAAUCUCUUACAUCUGAUGUAACAUCAAACACUAUUUCUUCAUCAGGAACUAUAACUUCUGGUCUUAGUACGCAAGCAGAAACAACUGAGUCAGCAACAAGUGAAUCUCUUACAUCUGAUGUAACAUCAAAUGCUAUUUCAACUUCGGGAUCCACUACUCCCAGUGUGAGUACUGCAGGAGGAACAACUGAGUCAGCAGCAAGUGAAACUUUUAGUACUGAAGUGACAUCAAAGUCAAUUUCAACUUCUGGAUUCACAACAUCAAGCACUGGAGCAGAAACAACCGAGUUAGCUACAAGUGAAUCAUUGACUUCUGAUGUAACAUCAAACAUUAUUUCUUCAUCAGGAACUAUAGCUUCUGGUCUUAGUACUCAAGCAGAAACAACUGAGUCAGCAACAAGUGAAUCACUGACCUCUGAUGUAACAUCAAAUGCUCUUUCUACACCACAAUCCACUAAUCCUAGUGUGAGUACAGGAGAAACAACUGAGUCAGUAACAAGUGAGUCUCUUACAUCUGAUGUAACAUCAAAUGCUAUUUCAACUUCGGGAUCCACUAUUCCUAGUGUGAGUACUGCAGGAGGAACAACUGAGUCAGCAAGUAAAUCUUUUAGUACUGAAGUAAUAUCAAAGUCAUUUUCAACUUCUGGAUUCACAACAUCGAGCACUGGAGCAGAAACAACCGAUUUAGCUUCAAGUGAAACAUUGACUACUGAAGUAACAUCAAAGGCUCUUUCUACAUCAGGAUUGACAACAUCUAGUCGCAGUACACGAGCAGAAACAACUGAGGUUGCAAUAAGUGAAUAUCUGACACCUGAAGUAACAUCAAAGGCCAUUUCUACAUCAGGAUUGACAACUUCUAGUCUUAGUACUCAAGCAGAAACAACUGGGUUUGCAACAAGUGAAUCACUGACAUCUGAUGUAACAUCAAACGCUAUUUCUUCAUCAGGAACUAUAACGUCUGGUCUUAGUACUCAAGCAGAAACAACUGAGUCAGCAACAAGUGAAUCUCUUACAUCUGAUGUAACAUCAAACACUAUUUCUUCAUCAGGAACUAUAACUUCUGGUCUUAGUACGCAAGCAGAAACAACUGAGUCAGCAACAAGUGAAUCUCUUACAUCUGAUGUAACAUCAAAUGCUAUUUCAACUUCGGGAUCCACUACUCCCAGUGUGAGUACUGCAGGAGGAACAACUGAGUCAGCAGCAAGUGAAACUUUUAGUACUGAAGUGACAUCAAAGUCAAUUUCAACUUCUGGAUUCACAACAUCAAGCACUGGAGCAGAAACAACCGAGUUAGCUACAAGUGAAUCAUUGACUUCUGAUGUAACAUCAAACAUUAUUUCUUCAUCAGGAACUAUAGCUUCUGGUCUUAGUACUCAAGCAGAAACAACUGAGUCAGCAACAAGUGAAUCACUGACCUCUGAUGUAACAUUAAAUGCAAUUUCUACUUUAGGAUUGACAACGCCUAAUCUUAGCACUGCAGCAGAAACAACUAAUUCAGCAACAAGUGAUUUCUUUACCUCUAGAGUAACCUCUAAUCUAAGCACUGAAGCAGAAACAACAGAGCCAGCAACGAGUGAAUCAUUGACUUCUGAAGUUACAUCAAAGGCAUUUUCAACUUCAGGAUCCUCAACUCGAAGUAUAAGUACAGAAGCAGAAACAACUGAGCCAGCUGCAAGUGAUUCAAUGACUUUUGAGGUCACUUCAAAGUCUCUUUCAACUUCAGGUUUGACAUCAUCCAUAUUGGGCACUAGAGCAGAAACGACUGAAUCAACUACAGUUGAAACAUCAACUUCUGAAUUAACAUCAAAGACUAUUGCUCCUUCAAGACUGACAACCUCUGAAUUGAACACUGGAGCAGAAUCCACUGAAUCAGUAACAACGCAAAGAUCCACACCCAUUGUCUCUUCAGCUGCUCCUUUGAUAUCAGAUGUUGCAACAAACAGACUCUCAACACAGGAAGAAUCAACUGAAAUGGGAACAACUGAUGGGAUCAGUACAAGUGGGAUUUCAACUGAAAGAUUCACAUCUAAUGUGAUUUCAAGUGCUCCUUUGACAUCAGAUGUUACCACCAGUAGGCUCACAAUAAUUGAAGAAUCAACUGAAUUGAUAACAACAGAUGAGUUCACUUCUGAUGUCACUUCAUCUGCUCCUUUGACAACAGAUGUUGUAACAAGUCGAUUCACAACUCCUGGAGAAUCAACUGAUUCAAGAACAACUGAAAUAUUCACCUCUGAUGUUACUUCGACAGCUCCUUUGUCAUCGUAUGUUACCACAAGAGGAUUCACAACUCCUGAAGAAUCUACUGAAUCAGGAUCAAAUGUAGGGUUUACAACUGGUGCAACUUCAACUGCAGCUUCUACACCAGUUAUCACUAACAGUGAUAUUGCAAUGCCUGGAGAAUCAACUGAGUCAGAGACAACAGAAAGAUUUACUUCGGAAAUCACUUCAACUCCUCCUUGGACAUCAGAUGUUGUGACCAGUGGAUUCACAACUUCAAAAGAAUCAACUAAGUCAAUGACAACUAAAAUGUUUACUUCAGAUGUCACAUCAGCCGCUCCUUUGACAUCAGAUUUUUCCACCAGAGGGUUUGCAACUCCGGAGGAAUCAAGUGAAUCAGGAAUGACUGAAAUAUUUACAUCUGAAGUUACUUCAUCUGCUCCUUUGACAUCAGAUAUCACUACAAGUGAUAUAACAACACCUGUAGAAUCAACUGAAUCUGGAAAAACUGUGGGGUUUACAACUGAUGUGACUUUAACUGCUCCUGUGACCUUAAGUGUUGCCACGAGUGGGUUCACAACACAGGACGAAUCAACUGAAUCAGGAACAACUGUGGGGUUUACAACUGGUGUAACUACACCUGCAGCUUCUGCACCAGUUGUCGCUACCAGCGGAAUAACAACACCUGUAGAGUCAACUGAAUCAGGGACAACUGAAAGGUUUACUUCUGAAGUUACCUUAACUGCUCCUUUGACAUCAGAUGUUGUGACUAGUGGAUUCAGAACUUCUGAAGAACCAACUGAUUCAGGAACAAUUAUGGGGUUUACAACUGAUGUGACUUCGAUUGCAGCCUCUGCACCAGUUAUUACUACCAGUGGAACGACAACACUUAUAGAGUCAACUGAAUCAGGGACAACUGAAAGUUUGACUUCUGCUGUCACUUCAACUGCUCCUUUGACAUCAGAAGUUGCCACUAGUGGGCUCAUAACGCAGAAAGAAUCAACUGAAUCAAGAACAACAGAAAUGCUCACCUCUGAAGUAACUUCAUCUGCUACUUUGACAUCAGAUAUUGUGACCAGUGAAUUCAGAACUUCUGAAGAAUCAACUGAAUCAGGAACAACUGUGGAGUUAACAAGUGAUGUCACUUCAACUGCUCCUUUGACAUCUGAAGUUGCCACUAGUGGGCUCGUAACACAGGAAGAAUCAACUGAAUCAAAAACAACAGAAAUGUUCACUUCUGAAGUAACGUCAUCUGCUAAUUUGAUAUCAGAUGUUGUGACCAGUGAGUUCACAACUCUGAGAGAGUCAACUAAAUCAGGAACAACUGAAAGGUUCUCCUCUGAUGUCACUUCAACUGCAGCUUCUACACCAGCAAUCACUACCAGUGGAAUUACAAUACCUGUAGAAUCCACUGAAUCAAGGACAACUGAAAGGCUUACCUCUGAUGUCACUUUAACUGCUCCUUUGACAUCAGAUGUUUUGACCAGUGGAUUCACAACUUCUGAAGAAUCAACUGAAUCGGGAACAACAGUAGGGAUUACAACUGGAGUAACUUCACCUGCAGCUUCUACACCAGUUAUCACUACCAGUGGAAUUACAACACCUGUAGAAUCCACUGAAUCAGGGACAACUGAAAUGUUUACCUCUGAUGUCACUUCAACUGCUCCAUUGACAUCUAAUGUUAUGACUAGUGGGUUCACAGCACAGGAAGAAUCAACUGAAUCAAUAACGAUGGAAAGAUUCACCUCUGAUUUCACUUCAACUGCAGCUUCUACACCAGUUAUCACUACCAGUGGAAUUACAACACCUGUAGAAUCCACUGAAUCAGGGACAACUGAAAGGCAUACCUCUGAUGUCACUUCAACUGCUCCAUUGACAUCUGAUGUUAUUACCAGUGGGUUCACAACACAGGAAGAGUCAACUAAAUCCAAAACAACGGAAAGGUUCACCUCUGAUAUCACUUCAACUGCAGCUUCUACACCAGUUAUCACUACCAGUGGAAUUACAACACCUGUAGAAUCCACUGAGUCAGGAACAAUUGAAGGAUUUACCUCUGAUGUCACCUCAACUGUUCCUUUUACAUCAGAAGUUGCCACUAGUAGGCUGGUAACACAGGAAGAAUCAACUGAAUCAAUAACAACAGAAAUGUUCACCUCUGAAGUAAAUUCAUCUGCUACUUUGACAUCAGAUGAUCUAACCAGUGAGUUCACAACUCUAAGAGAGUCAACUGAAUCAGGAACAACUGAAAGAUUCACCUCUGAUGUCACUUCAACAGCUUCUUUGACAUCUGAUGUUAUUACCAGUGGGUUCACAACACAGGAAGAGUCAACUAAAUCCAAAACAACGGAAAGGUUCACCUCUGAUAUCACUUCAACUGCAGCUUCUACACCAGUUAUCACUACCAGUGGAAUUACAACACCUGUAGAAUCCACUGAGUCAGGAACAAUUGAAGGAUUUACCUCUGAUGUCACCUCAACUGUUCCUUUUACAUCAGAAGUUGCCACUAGUAGGCUGGUAACACAGGAAGAAUCAACUGAAUCAAUAACAACAGAAAUGUUCACCUCUGAAGUAAAUUCAUCUGCUACUUUGACAUCAGAUGAUCCAACCAAUUCACCUCUGAUGUCACUUCAACAUCUUCUUUGA
Messenger RNA from Lytechinus variegatus (green sea urchin), 9992 nucleotides. RefSeq names its product serine-rich adhesin for platelets-like. Lineage: Eukaryota; Metazoa; Echinodermata; Echinoidea; Temnopleuroida; Toxopneustidae. Bases 573 to 9992 code for a protein of 3139 amino acids. The transcript has 5 exons. The record is from RefSeq and is a predicted model, not a curated record.